Molecule: messenger RNA, 7815 nt
Organism: Brienomyrus brachyistius
Lineage: Eukaryota; Metazoa; Chordata; Actinopteri; Osteoglossiformes; Mormyridae
Gene: celf2
Product: cugbp, Elav-like family member 2
Exons: 13
Coding region: 616-2253 (545 amino acids)
Biological process (GO): regulation of alternative mRNA splicing, via spliceosome; mRNA splice site recognition
Cellular component (GO): ribonucleoprotein complex; cytoplasm; nucleus
Molecular function (GO): mRNA 3'-UTR binding
Source: RefSeq, a predicted model, not a curated record
CCGCGGGGUGGAAUGGCCCAGAGAUGCCGCCGGGACGUAGGGCUCUGCCGUCUUUUAUCCACGAUAAUCGACAUGCAGGUCGAGUUCUGCUUUAAAACGGACAGACGCAUCAACAGAAAAUAAAGGCGAGCUGUGAUUUGCGCGUUAGGCGCAGUAACUGCAGACGCAUAUUUAGAGCUUAAAUAGCUGCCGGUGGUGCUGCAAUAAGGAUCGGCAUUAUUACCUUCGGAUGAUAUACAGCAGCAAUAAAAGGCUGUCGGCCAUGCCCUGCCCUGCCCUGCCACCCCAACAACCGCCUUUGUAAGUGACGUCAGUGUUAAAUAGCCGAAAAAGGGGGGAGAGAUUUAGGGUUAAAGCCGAACUGCAGCACCUGGCGCUCCCGCACACAGUUGCUGGGAUUUCCGUGGCAGGAUCCGGGGAGCAGAAACGAAGGGAGGAGGGGGGGAGAGAGAGAGAGAGGGAGGAGGAGGAGAAGAAGAGAAUGUGACAGCUGCUGGCCGGUGUCUGGCUGCCGCCUUGGGGAGGGCUCCCUGCACCUGUCCCCCUCCGUCUUGCUCGCCCGUACCAGCCAGCCAGCCAGUCCGCAGUGGCGGUACACCGGGGGCACGACGAGACAUGACUCCGUCCUACAGCCUGGAUUUCCUGCCCGAUAUGAUGGUGGAGAGUCGCUUGUUGGUCUCCGGAGAGAGGAUUAACGGGACCACCAACAAGAUGAACGGAGCUCUGGAGCACUCGGACCAGCCUGACCCCGACGCCAUCAAGAUGUUUGUGGGCCAGAUCCCGCGGUCCUGGUCAGAGAAGGAGCUGAAGGAGCUAUUCGAGCCGUACGGCGCCGUCUACCAGAUCAACAUCCUUCGAGACCGGAGUCAGAACCCGCCACAGAGCAAAGGCUGCUGUUUCGUAACGUUUUACACGAGGAAGGCUGCCCUGGAGGCUCAGAACGCCCUGCAUAACAUAAAGACCUUAUCUGGGAUGCAUCAUCCCAUCCAGAUGAAGCCGGCGGACAGCGAGAAGUCAAACGCUGUGGAGGACAGGAAGCUCUUCAUCGGGAUGGUCUCCAAAAAGUGCAACGAGAACGACAUCCGGGUGAUGUUCUUGCCGUUCGGACAGAUCGAGGAGUGCCGGAUCCUCCGCGGUCCAGACGGGCUCAGCAGAGGCUGUGCAUUCGUCACGUUCUCUAGCCGGACCAUGGCGCAGAACGCGAUCAAGGCCAUGCAUCAGUCGCAGACUAUGGAGGGCUGCUCCUCCCCCAUUGUGGUCAAGUUCGCUGACACACAGAAGGACAAAGAGCAGCGGCGGCUGCAGCAGCAGCUGGCCCAGCAGAUGCAGCAGCUCAACAGCGCCUCCACCUGGGGAAACCUGACGGGCUUGGGCAGCCUCACUCCGCAGUAUCUGGCACUGCUGCAGCAGGCCACCUCAUCCAGCAACCUGGGCGCCUUCAGUGGCAUCCAACAGAUGGCAGGUGCGUACUCUACCUGGCCUGAUGGAUACCCUCUGCCGCCCCCCCCAGGUAUGAACGCCCUGCAGCUGCAGAACUUGGCCACGCUGGCUGCAGCGGCGGCGGCGGCACAGGGCACUGCCAGCCCCUCCAGUGCCGGCGCCCUCCCUGCCAGUGGUGGCGCGCUUGGGGCAUUGGCCAGUCCAGCAGCAGGGACGACGGCCAGCUCCAAUGCAGGAGCUGCCAUGAACUCGCUGACCUCCCUGGGCACCCUGCAGGGGCUCGCCGGCGCCACCGUGGGCCUCAACAACAUCAACGCGCUGGCAGGUAGCGUCAACAUUGCUCACCUGCUCUCAGGUAUGGCGGCCCUGAACGGCGGGCUGGGGGCGGGGCUGGGGGCGGGGCUGGCCGGUGGCUCCACAAGCUCCGUCGACGCCCUGAGCCAGGCCUACUCAGGCAUCCAGCAGUACGCAGCGGCCCUGCCCACCCUGUACAGCCAGUCGCUACUGCAGCAGCAGGGAGCCGCUGGAAGCCAGAAGGAGGGUCCGGAAGGUGCCAACCUUUUCAUAUAUCACCUGCCCCAGGAAUUUGGAGACCAGGACAUACUGCAAAUGUUCAUGCCCUUUGGGAAUGUGAUCUCAGCCAAAGUCUUCAUCGAUAAGCAGACCAAUCUGAGCAAAUGCUUCGGCUUCGUCAGCUACGAUAAUCCGGUGUCAGCCCAGGCUGCCAUCCAGGCCAUGAACGGCUUCCAGAUCGGCAUGAAGCGGCUCAAGGUGCAGCUGAAGCGCUCCAAGAAUGACAGCAAACCGUACUGAUCUUAGCACUAGGGCCCUUAGCGCUCCCGUAUUAGCACUGCUAGGGUAAGUCCUCCAUGAGCCACCGGGGUCUGACUGCCUCUCACCACCAGAGGGAGACAAAGUCUCCUGUUUGUUUUUGAGUCGUUACUGAGCCUGAUGCUGUUUUGUUUUGUUCUGUUUAUAUUUUUCUACACAAACGCUUCCAUUCCCAUUAUUAGUUUUUCAUAGACUUUCAAUGGACAAACCGCUGUUAUUAGCUUUUUAGUUGUGUAAAAAAAAUUUUUUUUUUUUAGUCAACUAUUUAUUACUGUUGGGAGAAAAAAAUCAACAGUGUUCUCUUAAUGAACCUGGGAUGGAGAUUUUAUUUUAUUUUUUUUUCCUUUUUUAAAUUUCUGUUAGAGGCAGGCGUUUGCACUUUGACCUCACGCCCUGGUGCCAGAAGGGGGGCCUGGUCCCUGCCCUGGCACUGGGGUGUACAGGCUUAAUGCCACACUGGUCUUGCCCGUUGUCGCCGGCACCAAAGCCGAAUGCUUUCCAACCACGUUUAACGUUAGCGGUGAUUUUUAUUUAGCAAAGAAUUAGACUAUUCAUUACUAGGUCAGAUCACAUUGGUCUUUAUUUAAAAAACGGGAUUCGUGGGUAGUAGAUCUGGAAAUGCGGAAGCUCUCUGAAGGAGGCGUGUCACUGGAGGCAGGGCAGAGGUACUUGAUGUCUCUCGGAAGAUGAAGUUCAAGUACUGAAAGCCGCUGGCCUGUACAAUAUGUUUGUAAAAAAAGCAGUUCUAUUUUUAUACAAAAAAUUUUUACUGCCUCAAAAAAAGACUUUAUUUAUUACCUGCUGUUAAUUUAUUGGAUACUUAAUGAGCAGAUCUCGCGGAUGCGAAGCCUUCUGAAGGAGUCCUGUAGAAUCGAGAGUCUCGUGCCAAGAGAACAGAAAUCCCAUCUGCUCUCUGGAGCCGCAGUCACACCUGUCUGCUUUGCUCGUCCUCUCUCUCUCUCUCUCUCUCUCUCCUGUCAUGCUGUCUUGCUCUUUUCGCUGUGCGGCCUUGUUCCCACAUCGUCUGUGGCGUCAGUCUCUCUCCUCCAAAACAGUAUCCAUCUUCUCGCGUCCCAUUGGACCCUGAUCCCCGAUGGAUCUUUGGCCGCAGAGAGUGUGUGUGGCUGUCUGUGUGUGUUUCUGUUCUUAAUGUGAUUUUUCUCCUGUAUGUGUAUUAUUUCGAUAUGAAACGUAAAGUGUGCAGUGCCGAUUAUCCUGACCGUGCUGCCGUCUCCGUCGUCCUGUGGUCCGUCUCCGUGAUGGAUGUGAUGGAUGUUCCGUUGCCGUGGCGACUCUGUGUGUAACUGUCUCCUUUACCUUGUUCUCUCCCCUAGACCAGCCCCAUGCCUGUUUGCCCAUCGUUUGCUCGCUCGCAUGUCUGCGUGCCGUCAGCCCCCAGCGUCUGCCCCCCCAGAGUCAGGCCCAUCGUCUCCUCAUUCUGUCCCGAUGUCUUUCCCAGCUCACCCGAUCAUAACCUGAUCUCCUCUUCCUGACCUCCUGAACCUAACUUGGUCUAUUUCGGAGUUUUUUUGCAUGACCUCAUUUUGACUUUUUUGAACAUUGAAGGCAGGAUUGGGUGGGGUGGGAAUUCUGUGUGAAAAAGCCUGAAAUGGAACAGGAAAGGCUAUUCUGCAAAGGGGGGGGGGUGUUUUGCAUUGUCUCCAUGUUGGACUUUUGUUUUUUUUUUUUUUAAUUGAUGAAAUUAAACUUGAAAGUACAACAUAGGGAUCGGUGUUUGCUCCCCUGCCCGCUGCCAGGGGUUGGGGGGCGCAGUGUCGGUCUCUAAGGCAAACAGACUACUUCCAAACAGUUCUGAAGAAAAACAGCAAACUGUGUGAGUAGUAUUAAUCUCUCAGAGCUUCUGUAAUGGUUUUUACAUUUUUCAGGCAGUGUAAAGAUUUUGAUAAGGCCAUUUCAAGUGACUUUCUCAUUCAAAUCUAUUGACAGAACCACUUUUUUUUUCUAGAGUAGUUUAAAGUUAAAAAAGACGAAAAACUUUAAAAAAAAAAAUCUAUAUAUGAAAUAAAGAAUUGCCCUGUUUGGAGGGAAACUACCUGUUCAUGUGACCUUUUGCUGAACUGACUCAUAGUUAGACAAUCCGUGGUUAAAUGCAAAAGAAAUGACUUAUAUUUUAUACUGUCUAAAUGUAUAGAUUGGGGGGUUUAAAAGUAAAAAAAACAAAAAAACAACCGGGGGGGGGGGGGGGGGGUAACUUGCAUUAACGUUGGUGCUUUUUGUGAAUUACGUUGUGGAGUCAUUACAAGUCCGAGGGUCUUAACUGUUUUAUGUUUUAAAGACAAAACUAAAAUUUGGUUUACUUGAACAAUAGAUGACGCCUUCAUAUUAUGAUUGUUGCUAUAAUACUCUUGUUUCCUUUUUCCUUCCUUUCUCUAUUUGCGCUAAUUCUUGUUUGGUAAUUCGCUGUUUGCAAUUCCAGAAAGUGGGUAUCGUUUGUAAACGCCGAGUGUCAGUAUUAUUAUUAUUUUUUUUCUUUCUAUUGUGGGAAACAAUUUGUAAAUGUUUUGUUGUUCAGCAAAAUGUGAUUUUUUUUUUUCUUUUUUUCUUUUCUUAUAAAGAGAAAAAAAAACUUAAGUGGAGUUUAGUGCCAAAACUCAGAGGUCUCCUGGCCUGAAUCUUCAGUGUACUUUGGGUGAACUUAUUUGAUAACAUGGGUAUUUUAUUACUUACGUGUUUUGUAUGGAUCCAUUAUAUUUAAAGACACAGUUUAAAAAAAAAAAAAAAAAAGCUUAACUUGCUAUUCUGUGGUCUUGUUGCCUGAAACUGUUAAUGUUGGUUGCUUUUUAUUCGUUUUUUUUUUGUAAGGAUGGAAAAAGUGCCCGUCUGUCACAUGUACACACACGCCCCACGCACACACACACACUCACACUCAGACACGCUUCCUGUGCUGCAAAGGCAAACCUCACAAUCCGCUCUCCAUUUGCAUUCAUUGCGGAAGCCCUUCAUGGUCAUGCCCCCUACAGGCAGACAUCUGGCAGUCACAGUCUGCAGGUGUGCACAGGCACAUGUGACUAUUUAUUGUGAGCGGGGGGGAGAAUUGAGCAGAGGCAGGGACACACUGAGCCCUGUAGCCUUUGUGUGGGUGCACGCCCUGCCCGCGAUACCGUCAGAGGGCAGUCAGGUGCUGGGUGUCCGCUCCUCAGCUGUCACCAGGGGGCACCGGCCUCAGAGGAGAUGGCUUGUCGCAGUUAGCAUUAGCGAGCCCGUUCUCUGAAAAGCCCCUCUGCCUGUAGCGGUUAGCUAGUGAAGGCACAACUGGGCCUGGCAACUGGACGGAGGAGGUGCAGAGGAGCAGUGAUCCUCUGGCUCACGGGAGAGAGAGGAGUCGUCCCUCUUAAUGAGCUUGCGAGAGGGAGCUGAUGACUGUUUCUCUGAUGGUCUGUACUCGUACCGUAGGCUUCAUGUGAAUCCAUCUUUAAUCGGUCAUCAAACAAAAGUGUUCCGCUGUUUGUGAAGUAUUUCAGGGUUCGUUUCGGCUGUAUUUCCCCGUUCUCAUCACCGACGAACGCCGGCUUCCUCGGUCGUUAUUGUCAGGAACAGGGGCCCCGAAUCAGGAUACGUGCAUCUGACAGUGACGCAGAAGACCGUCAGUCUGCCGGCAGGGUUUACGGUUGAGUUUAUCCCUCAGGAUUCCAUAUCUGUUUAGAGCAGUGCUUACAAAUCCGGUCCUCGGGGAUCCACGGCCGGUCCAUGUUUUUGCUUCCUCUGAGCUCCCUGCCAGACGGUCCACAUUUUUGCUCCGUUCCAGCUCCCAGCAAAAACUUGCACUAUCUGUCGGUCCCCAGGGACUGGAUUGAGAAACACUGGUUUAGAGUCAAAAGGAUUCAGGUGGUAUUUUAUCAAGCUCACCUGUGGCCUUAUUUUCAGGGGGGGGUUCCGGCUCUCUGUAUUAUGUCUCUUGGUCGAUUUUGUAGGUGUGACGGGACCAGAACUUAAACAGUGACGGCAUUUUAAGCUCCUGGUGUAAUUUUGCCUGGAGCCUGGCAGCGUGCAGUAAGGGAGGUGCUGGAAUCAUCAGGCUGGGAACUGCAAAUGAUGCCUUAAAUUGUACAGCAUACAAGCAUGAGUUCAGAUGUGUGGUAAAUCAGCGUCGGUGGAAACGGAGAGUGUUUGGAGGCCGUCGGUGACCUAAACACGGUAUCUGUAGUGCACAGAGGAAGCAGAUGUUCAGCACUGUUGCCACAGAAGCGUGUCAGCUGUAGCUAUAAGGACUUCUCUGCUUUUAGCAGUUAGUAAAAUUCCCUGUCCCUGUUUACCGUCUAGCAUCCCUGAGACUGCUCUCUUUGCCAAGAUUUCUCAGCCAAUCCACAGAGAAUCCUUUUACCCCCCCCCCCAGAAAGGAGUACAUCCGUGUUGGGUGGGGGCUGAUCAUCUCCUGCAGGUACCCCCUCUCCCCCAAUUAAUAUCCCCAGAACCCCAAGAGCACGAGCUUUGGGGCUCCCAAAAGCACACUGCAGGGCAGAGAGGCAGCAUGGGUCCCUUAGUGGGGAAUGACUUAGAAGCACAAUGUCCCCAAAGAUGGCUGCCCCCUCGGGGCCCCUCAGAGGGCCUCUCCGACAGUCGGUGAAGCAGAGCUCAUUUCUUCAAAACUUCAAACCUCUUGUUUUUUGUUUGUUUUUUUGUUCCCUUUGUAAUCGAUGCCACAAUGACAAACAAUAAAAAAAAACUUGUUUGUUUCUUUGCUUUUUUUGGCUUAUUGCAUUUGGGGGAGAUAAUGUGCCCAUUUUAUCUGCUGUGCUGUGAAGGCUUGCCUGUGGACAAAUAUAUUUCCUUUGGUUUGACUCCUAAGAAUUUGCAUAGUUUUGAGUAUUUGUGUUGAGAAGAGCCAAAGUCCUCUGGGAUUCUGUCGCCACGCUUUCGGUUCAUUUGAUGACACAUUAGGCUUCGUCAAUAGAUGGGAUUUUAAAAGUACAACUGAAGGCCGCUUAACAAUUUCUACAACAGAUUGUACUUAUGCAUUUUGUACUAGUGGAACUUUUUAUACCGAGAUUAAAGGAAAAAAAAACUAAGAAAAACUGUCUGGCCUCGUUAUCUGGCCAGAUGGCAAGGCCACAAGUGGUUCCCGUGUCCGAUUUCGAGAUGGUGGUAAGGAAGCGUUUUAAGAUUUUAUUUUUUUCUCUUUUAGAUCUUUUUGGCUUUGCAAUUCACGCCCCACGGUCCCGCCUUUAUAGUUAUUUAGUGGGACUGCUUUUAUUUUGGCUGUUAAAUACUUAACGGAAGUUUGUCGAUUUACAGAGCGGUAAGUUUCAUUUUAUUCUGUAUCAUGCUGUUUAUAACGGGGGGAAAAAAAACUUAGGAUUUAGCCGUAUUUAGUCACCUUAAGUGGAUAAAUGUAUUAGACUAUAGAAGCGUUCUUUUCUUUCCUUUAAGUUCUUUAGGUUUCUCUGUCCUUUUGCUGUGAACCUUACCUGUGUAGCUGGAGCAGUCGGACUUAUUUUUGUAAACGUAUGUUCUUGUGUGAUGCAGUGUUUUUGUUUGCUUUUGUUUUUUGCUUCUGUCUCCAAUAUUAAACCAUUUUUUUCCUAA